Messenger RNA from Capra hircus (goat), 6131 nucleotides. RefSeq names its product solute carrier family 8 member A1 (gene SLC8A1). The transcript has 12 exons. Gene Ontology annotation, molecular function: calcium:sodium antiporter activity. The record is from RefSeq and is a predicted model, not a curated record. Gene Ontology annotation, cellular component: sarcolemma; postsynapse; axon. Lineage: Eukaryota; Metazoa; Chordata; Mammalia; Artiodactyla; Bovidae. The coding region runs from base 243 to 3227 and encodes 994 amino acids. Gene Ontology annotation, biological process: sodium ion transmembrane transport; calcium ion import across plasma membrane; cell communication.
GGCAAAAAGGCAAAGGAGGGCUACUUUUCCUACCCCUCACACCCUUUGCCUCACAGUCAAACAGCGAGCGGGUUUCCUGGAGUGAGAGUUUCUCUUUUCCUGUGACCUGGCAGCCCAGAGCCGGGCUCUGCCACUGAUCUUCCACACUUAAGCAAACCACACCAGUGAGUGGCGAAUAUCAACUCGUGCUUGAAAAAUACCAACUUGGAGCCCGAUUUGAGAAGCUACAUCAGAGUCUCGAGAUGCGACGCUACAAUCUGCAUUUUUCACUAGCUUCCCAGGUUGGGACAGUUGGAACUCUGCCAUUGUCCAGCAUGCUGCAGCCCCGUCUGUCACCCACCUUGUCGAUGGGAUUUCAUGUGUUAGCCAUGGUGGCUCUCUUGUUCUCCCAUGUGGACCAUAUAAGUGCUGAGACAGAAAUGGAAGGCGAAGGCAAUGAGACGGGCGAGUGUACUGGCUCCUACUACUGUAAGAAGGGGGUGAUUUUACCCAUUUGGGAGCCCCAGGACCCUUCCUUUGGGGACAAAAUUGCUAGAGCGACUGUGUAUUUUGUGGCCAUGGUCUACAUGUUUCUUGGAGUCUCCAUCAUUGCUGACCGGUUCAUGUCCUCUAUAGAAGUCAUCACGUCUCAAGAGAAAGAAAUCACCAUAAAGAAACCCAAUGGAGAGACCACCAAGACAACUGUGAGGAUCUGGAAUGAGACAGUGUCCAACCUGACCUUGAUGGCCCUAGGAUCUUCAGCUCCAGAGAUUCUCCUUUCAGUAAUUGAGGUGUGUGGCCAUAACUUCACUGCAGGAGACCUUGGUCCUAGCACCAUUGUGGGGAGUGCCGCAUUCAACAUGUUCAUCAUCAUUGCGCUUUGUGUUUACGUCGUCCCGGAUGGGGAGACGAGGAAGAUCAAGCAUUUGCGUGUAUUCUUUGUGACAGCAGCAUGGAGCAUCUUUGCCUAUACCUGGCUUUACAUCAUCUUGUCUGUCAGCUCCCCUGGGGUCGUGGAGGUCUGGGAAGGUUUGCUCACUUUCUUCUUCUUCCCCAUCUGUGUUGUGUUUGCUUGGGUGGCAGACAGGAGGCUUCUGUUUUACAAGUAUGUCUACAAGAGGUAUCGGGCUGGCAAGCAGAGGGGAAUGAUUAUUGAACACGAAGGAGACAGGCCAUCUUCCAAGACAGAAAUUGAAAUGGAUGGGAAAGUGGUCAAUUCCCACGUUGACAGUUUCUUAGAUGGAGCCCUGGUUCUGGAGGUUGAUGAGAGGGACCAAGAUGAUGAAGAAGCCAGGCGAGAAAUGGCUAGGAUUCUGAAGGAACUCAAGCAGAAGCAUCCAGAGAAGGAAAUAGAGCAAUUAAUAGAAUUAGCCAAUUACCAAGUCUUAAGUCAACAGCAAAAAAGUCGGGCAUUUUACCGCAUUCAAGCUACCCGCCUGAUGACCGGAGCGGGCAACAUUUUAAAGAGGCAUGCAGCAGACCAAGCCAGGAAAGCCGUCAGCAUGCAUGAGGUCAACACGGAAGUGGCUGAAAAUGACCCUGUCAGUAAGAUCUUCUUUGAACAAGGGACAUAUCAGUGUCUGGAGAACUGUGGCACAGUAGCCCUGACCAUUAUCCGCAGAGGUGGUGAUUUGACCAACACUGUGUUUGUUGACUUCAGAACAGAGGAUGGUACAGCCAACGCUGGAUCUGAUUACGAAUUUACCGAAGGAACUGUGGUCUUUAAGCCUGGUGAGACCCAGAAGGAAAUCAGAGUUGGCAUCAUUGAUGAUGACAUCUUUGAGGAGGAUGAGAAUUUCCUUGUGCAUCUCAGCAACGUCAAAGUAUCUUUGGAAGCCUCGGAAGAUGGCAUCCUGGAAGCCAGUCACGUCUCUACCCUUGCUUGCCUGGGAUCUCCGUCCACUGCCACCGUGACGAUUUUUGAUGAUGACCACGCUGGCAUCUUUACUUUUGAGGAACCCGUGACUCAUGUGAGUGAGAGCAUUGGCAUCAUGGAGGUGAAAGUCCUGAGAACAUCUGGAGCACGUGGAAAUGUUAUUGUUCCCUAUAAGACCAUUGAGGGGACUGCCAGAGGUGGAGGAGAGGACUUUGAGGACACAUGUGGAGAGCUCGAGUUCCAGAAUGACGAAAUUGUCAAAACAAUAUCAGUCAAGGUAAUUGAUGAUGAGGAGUAUGAGAAAAACAAGACCUUCUUCCUUGAGAUUGGAGAGCCCCGCCUGGUGGAGAUGAGUGAGAAGAAAGCCCUGUUAUUGAAUGAGCUUGGUGGCUUCACAAUAACAGGGAAAUACCUGUAUGGCCAGCCUGUCUUCAGGAAAGUUCAUGCUAGAGAACAUCCACUCCCCUCUACUAUAAUCACCAUCGCAGAUGAAUAUGAUGACAAGCAGCCACUGACCAGCAAAGAAGAGGAAGAGAGGCGCAUUGCAGAAAUGGGGCGCCCCAUUCUGGGAGAGCACACCAGACUGGAGGUGAUCAUUGAAGAAUCCUACGAGUUCAAGAGUACUGUGGACAAACUGAUUAAGAAGACAAACCUAGCCCUUGUGGUUGGGACGAACAGCUGGAGAGAGCAGUUCAUCGAGGCUAUCACUGUCAGUGCUGGGGAAGAUGACGAUGACGACGAAUGUGGGGAGGAGAAGCUGCCCUCCUGUUUUGACUAUGUGAUGCACUUUCUGACUGUGUUCUGGAAGGUCCUCUUCGCCUUUGUCCCCCCGACAGAGUACUGGAACGGCUGGGCAUGUUUCAUCGUCUCCAUCCUCAUGAUCGGCUUACUGACAGCUUUCAUUGGAGACCUCGCUUCCCACUUCGGCUGCACCAUCGGCCUGAAGGAUUCCGUGACCGCGGUGGUGUUCGUCGCGCUUGGGACCUCAGUGCCAGACACAUUUGCAAGCAAAGUGGCAGCCACCCAGGACCAGUAUGCGGAUGCGUCCAUAGGUAACGUCACAGGCAGCAACGCGGUGAACGUCUUCCUGGGCAUCGGCGUGGCCUGGUCCAUCGCUGCCAUCUACCACGCGGCCAACGGGGAACAGUUCAAAGUGUCCCCUGGCACGCUAGCUUUUUCUGUCACUCUCUUCACCAUUUUUGCUUUCAUCAAUGUGGGGGUGCUGCUGUAUCGGCGGAGGCCAGAAAUUGGAGGUGAGCUGGGUGGGCCCCGGACUGCCAAGCUCCUCACAUCCUGCCUCUUUGUGCUCCUGUGGCUCUUGUACAUUUUCUUCUCCUCCCUGGAGGCCUACUGCCACAUAAAAGGCUUCUAAAGGAACAAUCAGAUGUAGUAAAUUUAUAUAUAUAUAUACAUAUAUAUAUAUACAUAAAAAUUAUGUAUAAUGAACAGAGGAAACGCAUUUGUCAUGUCCACCCACCUGCUGAUGGAAUCCAGCUUCAAGAGCAGACUCUGUACUAGGGCCGGAGUGAGAAGGCAUCACCUCCCGUUCCCAGGGGCAUCGUCUUGUUGAACCAGGCAUCUUUGCAGCUCAGCCCAGAAGGGCUGUGUUCUCCCUGGGUUCAUAAAUCCUUAAGUCUUUGAUUUGUUUUCUGUUUUGGCUUGUUUUGGGUCGGGGUUGGGAGGUGGUUGAUGUUAGGGUUUGGUUUUGUUUCUGCAGGGGGAGGAUCAGGGUUUGUGCUUCUCUUGUGGGAGGUGAUGUCCAAUCUCAGUGGUAAAAAUGGAAAUCAGGAAGAUUAUUCUCCCUUUGCCCAAAAACUUUAAAAAUUAUUUUGGAGGAAGAAAUGGGCAUGGAAGAAGAAAGAAGCAUGUCUUCACCAUAUUACUAAAUUUCAUGCUUAUCUCUGGAGUAGGAGCAGAGGUGAAGCUCCCCCCAAGAAGAAACAUGGGAGCUGGAAUGGAGCUAAGAAGAGUCAUGGUUCUAAAUACAGUCUGAUAUUUAAAGAUACUAGGCCUGGCACCCUUGUUCAACAGGUACAAAAACAACAUGCCUAGAUUCCCAGGAACAUACAAAGUCCUUUCUUAUCUCUUUAGCGCUGGACUAUGAUUAGCAAGGCCCUGAUUCUGAUGUUCCACACCCGCUGAUUCCCCAGCCCUCCCAUCCCAAACCCCUUUUCCUGCCCUUUACCCCUCAUACAAACAGGAAGAAUAACUCCAUUCAAAAAGCACAUCAUCCUUUUCCAUUUGCAUCAGUCUGUGUCCCAUGUUGCUAUUGCCUGGGAUUGUCCAUCAGUUCUGUUUUCCAAGGCAUCUACAGCCUGCACACUCCUGUUCCAGUCAUGAGGGAACAUUUGCUCCUCUUUCAUCUGCCUGUUUGGGAAUGUUGUUGUGAUACCUGUUACACAGUGCAUGGAUGAAAAAUACAACAAAACAAAGCGUAUCUGUAUAUAGUAGAGUAUAGCAUAUACUGUUCUCCCAUUUGGCGACAUUGAUUGGACAUUGAAGACAUAAGUGAGUUUUCUUUUCACCUGAGUUGUAACUUUUGUGUUGUUAUUGAGUUUGAUUAGGGAUAAAAGGAGAAAAUGGCUUAUUGUUCAUGGAUCUGCAGGUUCAUUUCUAAGAAACAAUAACUGUUACGUGGGAGUUAAAGCUAUUGAGAGGACAGCGGACACGCGACAAAGUAUCUUCAAGGAAAAUUAGCCAUGUGGUGCAUUUCAAAGCCUUGAAAACUCACCUGUUGGUUCAGGAAGGCCAAGGAGAAGGGCUGUGUAGAGAAGGGUGCACGUUAGACGUGCCUGGGCUCUGAAAGCCUCCGUUCCUGGAACACCCCUGCCCCCAAAGUAUUUAUUUCACAUCUGCUCUGUCUGGCACAGAUGGUAGAUAGUGCUGGUUUGUUCAUUAUAUUUUUUUAUGUAAAAGGCUAUUCAGAGCCCCAUUUGUUUCACCGUCCACACCCCUCUGAUAGUAUCUGCAGUUCCUGAGGAGAAAAGAAGCCACGGUGAGCAACAGGCCUUCUCUACGUAGGGCUAAGGAGGAAGUGAUUAAAUGAGAGUGCCUCUCAUAGGACUGCUCUGGGAGGUUUUUAACCCUGGAAAUGGAAUGGCUCUAUUUCACAAUAUCAAAGAGUAUGAUAAACCCAACAUUCCAAAGCUGUGAGUCCACAAAUGAGGAAAAAUGGAAUGACUUAGGUCCCCUCUCAGACAUUUCUCUAUCCAUAAAGAAUCCCAGGCCGGAGACACCCCUAAGCCCUCUGUGUUGAUUCAAAGAUACUUAACUGAUAAUAAUUUUCAUUUCUCACUUUCUCUUCUUCCACUUAGUAAUCACAAUCAUUCAUCAUUUAAUAAACACUGGGUGACUGAACAAAUAAGUAAAUGCUGAGCACCCACUCAAUCUGCCCAGUACUGUGCUAGCACUCGGGGACUACACACACACCAGACAGCCCAGAUCCCUAUCCUGAGGGGGGCCACAGUCAGUCCCUGAGUGACAGUUAACACAGCCACAUGGAGACAGUUUGAUCUUACAAGAAAAACACAAUUGCUGAAAUUAUCUUGCCUAGAUGUCUAAGAUUUUCUUGAUCUGAGAGAGUACAAGGCAUAGGAUAGGAGCAGCAGUCUGUGUAUCCUGAGCCAAUCUUGCAGAUCUGCACACCUUUCCAUUUUAAACCAAGUAAGGAGAUCCUGCUGAUGACCCAGCUGUCUGAGAAAUCCCAAUUAAUCCAAAUUUUUAUCUUCAGCUGAUCUUUGUUGGACAGCAGUACUUUUCCAUGCCCCCUGCAGCUAUAAUUUCUCACAUCUCCUGGAGCCUCCGCCCUGACCUGUCAUGGCCCAACGCACUGGUGGCAUAAUCCUAACCCAUUUUUUUCUGAAGAUUUAUUUAAUGAAAAGCUAGCCUAGAAACACCAAGUAAAUAGUCAAGGGAUAUGAGUUGUUUAAACAUUAGAAAGACUUUGCACUUCUUUCUAGCUUUAUUUGGAAUGUUAAUGAUCCCAUAGCAAAUUUUCACAGAGGAUGUUAAGAAAUCUUUACCGUUGGUCAAUUUCAAUUUCAAAGCUUUUUGGUUUGUUUGCUUUUUAAAUUUUCAUGUUAUAGGGAAAAUAUGAUUCUGGUUGUUCAGGGUUGUUUUAGUAAUUAUAGUCAUGUAAAAUUAUUUCAUUUUGAUUAUUUUAUUUUGUGUGAAUUGUGCACAGCUUAGGGGGGAGGUGCACUAAUUGUGCUGUUCCUUAUAAAUGGUACACAUUAUUGACACAGACAAAUAAAGUUUCUAAUGAUUUCUGAUUUAA